UACCCCUUCGUUUCCGUUACGGCUUCUCGUCUCCUCUCCCCUUUUCACGCCAUGGCCGAGCGAUCUCCCGGCCGCCGGAAUGGACGCGGCGGCGGCGGCAGCUGCGGCGGGAGGAGGUGGUAACGCCGCCGCGCGGAGCAGCCCCGCCGCGAAAUCCUCCACCAUCUCCUCUUCCCGCAGCGCUAAUCUUCUUCUCCCCUUUCACGUCGUUACCGAGGCACCGAGCGAUCGACCCGGCCGAAAUGGCGGCGGGAGGAGGAGGUGGUGGUAGCGCCGCCGCGCGGCCAGCACUCGGAAAUCACAUAAGAGGGAGCAUUCCAGAGGAGUUGGGAAACUUAAGAAGUUUAGAGGUGCUUGAUCUCUCCAGGAAUGAUCUGUCAGGCCCAAUUCCACAGUGCUUCCUGUCAUUGUCUGGUUUGAGCCAUCUGAAUUUAUCAUACAAUGACCUUUCAGGAGCUAUACCAUUUGGAAAUGAACUUGCAACUUUUGCAGAAAGCACAUACUUUGGUAAUGCACAUACAACUGUCAAGAAGCUGUUUGUACCACAAAAGGAAGCAUCAACUAAACUUUGACACGGGAACAUACUUAAGUGCACUGCUUGGGUUUGCAUUUGGAUUCUGUAUUAUGUUCGUCAUCCUGAUACCCUACAUGGUUGCAUGAAAGACUCUUAUGAUAGCCUAUGCUUUGGAUUGGCUAUUAUGAUAUAUGAAGAUUUUGUUUUAUAGUUAGUUGAGCAUUGUAAUGAUUUUAUCCGAACAUAUUUGACAGGUGGGUUAAGCGGUGUAAUGCACUAAGGCUUAGCUCUUUUCAAAUUAUUACUCCAUCCGUUUCAAAAUGUAUGGCACCAUUGACUUGUCGCAUAACGUUUGACCAUUUAUCUUAUUAUCAAAAAUAUAUAAA
Oryza sativa Japonica Group (Japanese rice) is the source of this 900-nucleotide messenger RNA. NCBI's taxonomy places the organism in Eukaryota, Viridiplantae, Streptophyta, Magnoliopsida, Poales, Poaceae. The record is from RefSeq and is a predicted model, not a curated record.